Molecule: messenger RNA, 3810 nt
Organism: Lasiodiplodia theobromae
Lineage: Eukaryota; Fungi; Ascomycota; Dothideomycetes; Botryosphaeriales; Botryosphaeriaceae
Exons: 3
Coding region: 1-3810 (1269 amino acids)
Cellular component (GO): plasma membrane
Molecular function (GO): calcium-activated cation channel activity
Source: RefSeq, a predicted model, not a curated record
AUGUCUUUAUUCUCCAAUCUCACCGGCGACCCAAAUGCCGGUAAGGCCACCAGCAGUGAGGGCAUGUCCUUCAACCAGCUGAUGGCCUCGCUGGCCACCGGCAUGGCCUUCUUCGGCGCCUUCUUCUGGACCUUCUACCUAAUGCGCCAAAAAUACCGUCGCAUCUACGCUCCCACCACCUACCUCGUGCCCGAACGCCAGCGCUUCGACCCUCCGCCCCACGGCUGGUUUACCUGGAUCAAGCCCGUCUUUGAAACCAAGCGCAAGCCUUUUGUCGAAAAAUGCGGUCUCGAUGCCUACUGCUUCGUGCGCCUCCUCUUCAUGGAGAUCAAGAUAUUCUUGCCGCUCAUGGUCGUCGUCCUGCCCGUUAUCAUUCCGCUCAAUAUUGCUGGCGUCGACAACCCGGAGAAUAGCGGCCUCGACGAGUAUGGCUGGGGAAAUCUUGGCCAGACGCACACCAACCGCUACACGGGACAUCUUGUUAUGGCUGUCGUUGUCUUGAUCUGGGUCUGCUACGUCUUCUACACCGAGUUGCUCAACUACAUCCAGGAACGUCAGCGCUGGAUGACCUCGCCUUCUCACCGCAUUCGCGCAUCGGCCACUACCGUGCUCGUCAGCAACAUCCCUGACAAGUGGUGCAAUGUCGACGCCCUUGAUGCCCUGUUUGACGCCUUUCCCGGUGGCAUCCGCAAUAUUUGGAUUAACCGUGACUAUGGAGAUCUCCUGGACAAGAAGAACAAACAGUUGGAAAUUGCCAGGAUUCUGGAAUCGGCUGAGACGGCCUUGAUCCGUAACUGCAAACGCAAAGCCCUGCAGAUGCGCAAGAGGGAAGAGAAGAUGAAAGGCAGAAAGAAAACACAGGCAGAGAGAGAUGCUGAUGACGCCCACGACCAACAAACCGCCGAGGCCAUGGCAAACGAUGCUGGUCUUACCGUCAACAGCCCCAACAUUCCUCAUGAUAUCGACGAGGAGCUUGACCAGGCCAUGGAGACUCAGGAAGACGCCAAAUCCACGAAGUCUGAAAAACGGGGCAGAUUGCCAAUCCCCUUUGGUCAAGGUUUGCAGGCUGUUGGCCGUGGGUUCGGCGCUGUUGGACAUGGAAUCGGCCGCGGAUUCAACGCUGUUGGUCAUGGAAUGGAGAAAUUCGGCCAGGAAACUACCGACGGUGUUGUGAAGGGCUUUGGAAGGGCUAAAUAUGGUCUUGACAAGAGCUUCAGCGCCGCAAACCCGGUUGGAUACGUUCCAGACUUGGAUGGCGAAGAUGAAGGAUCAUCAGACUACCCCACUGGUGCUGGACACCUUGGUCCCUUCAGAGACCACCUCAAGCGUGUCGGAACGGCGCCCGAGAAGAGCAGCGCAGCCAGAAGUCCUCGCCCCAACCGUGACUAUCUCCACAGAGGCUCCGAUGGAAAGCGUGUUUCGGCGAAUGGUUCUCCUUACAUACAAGCGGGCAUGCACUCUUCUCCAGACGUCUCUCGGUCUCGUGUGCGUACUACCAAGACGGAACCGACGAUUCGGGAAGACAAGGAGAAGGAGAAGGAUGAUAGCGAGCUUCACCACAUGAACCCCCUGCGCCUGUUCCGGAGAAAUAGCGCUUUCCCCAGCCCAGAACCUUUCCAGCGCGAAUCUGACGAAUACCCACUGAAUCAGUCUAUCCCUCAACUGGACUCAACCGAAGAGGAACGCCCUACACCUACCGAGGAUGCCAAAGGCGUGGUAACAGAGGAAGAGAAGGAGAAACGACACAGGGACAAAUACGCGAAGAAGCCCCCGAUCAUUGACUGGGAAAAAUACAGAACCGAGCUUGAACGGGAGAAGGCAGAAGGCGAGUGGACCAAGUACCUGAAGCCGAACCAACGUGAGACGAUGAGACUAUCUCUCUUCCCUCGCUGCAACUGGUGGUGGAAAAUCUGGCCAACGUGGUGGUUCUCUCUCGGUGCUAAGGUUGAUGUUAUUGUCUACUGCCGGCUGCAACUGAUCGAGCUGAACAAGGAAAUCGAGGAAGAUGAGAAAAACCUGGAGAAGUUUCCUCUCAUGAACUCGGCCUUCAUUCAGUUCAACCAUCAGGUGGCAGCUCACAUGGCUUGCCAGUCCAUCACGCAUCACAGGCCGAAGAACAUGGGACCUCGCAUCCUCGAAAUCGACCCGAAGGAUGUCAUCUGGGAUAAUCUCUCAACACCCUGGUGGACUGCAUACCUGAAGACGACGCUUGUCAUCGCUAUCGUCAUUGGAAUCGUAAUCCUUUGGGCUUUCCCCAUGGCCUUCGUCGGUUUGUUGUCUCAGCUCGACAGUAUCGCAACUACCGUGAAAUGGCUCCACUGGGUGGCCGAUCUGCCAAAGUGGGUGAAGUCUCUCGCUCAGGGUGCCCUGCCUCCAGCUCUUCAGGCAGUUCUUCUGCUCAUCCUUCCUAUGAUUAUUCGCCUUCUUGUGAAUUUCUCGGGCGUUUUCACAGGCGUCGAAUCCGAGCUGGAGACCCAAGGCUACUGGUUCAUCUUCCUAUUCGUACAAGUCUUCCUUGUCGUUACCCUCAGUUCCGGUAUCACGACCACGAUCGAUCAAAUUCUGAACUCGCCAUUGGAUGUUCCGCAGAUUCUGGCCGAGAACCUACCCAAAGGUGCCAACUACUUCUUCUCGUACCUCUUGCUGCAAGCUCUCUACGGUUCUGCACAACAGCUGGUUCAACUGCCUCAGCUAUUCAUGUGGUUCGUCAUGGGCAAGAUUCUUGAUGACACGGCUCGAGCGAAGUUCAACAGGCAGAAGACACUCCCCAACACCAUGUGGGGUACUCUCUUCCCUGUGCACACGAACUUCUGUUGCAUUGUCAUCAUCUACUCUAUCAUCACCCCGUUCAUGCUUAUCUUCGGAACGUUUGUCGCCGCUCUGUUCUGGGUUGUCUAUCGCUACAACUCGUUCUACGUGCUCCGCUGGAACAUCGACAGCGGCGGCCUUUACUUUCCCCGUGCUGUGAACCAGAUGUUCACGGGCUUGUAUGUCAUGCAACUGUGUCACAUCGGCUUGUUCUUCCUGGUCCGUGACCAGAAGAACAGAGUGGUUUGUGCUCCGCAUGCGAUUGUCAUGAUCGUGACUUUGAUUUUGACGGUCAUCUACCAAUACAUGCUGAACAAGUCAUUGGGGCCGCUUUUCAAGUUCGUCCCCAUUACUAUGGAGGACGAAGCACAGGAACGCCAGGAAGCGUUCGAGGCUGCGUUGGCCAGGAAGUGGGAGGAACUCGAGGCGGAGGAAAACGGCACACACGCAGAGUCCAGCACCACCUCAUUGGGCGGCGAGAAGAACAGCGCCAUCGAACUCCAGGACAUGGAAAAGCAGAGGCCUCCGCCGUCGCGCCGCAUGACCGGCCUGACUGGUAUCACCAAAGCCUCGACCACGACAUCCGCCGACAGCCGUCCCAAGCGCAUGAGCAGGCACCACCACCGCAACACGUUGCACGAGCAACAGAAGCCGGCCGACCCGGAAAUCGCCAAGACGCCGCAGACAUCGGGAUACCUGUUCGAGGGGUACCACGACGAAUUGGAGGACCUGACGCCGGACGAGCGUGACGUACUGGUGCGCAAGGCGUUCGAGCACGAGGCGCUGCGUAUGACGAAGCCCUGCAUCUGGAUCCCGCGUGACGAGUUCGGCGUGUCGGACGACGAGAUUCGGCACACGGCCGCGCUCAGUGACACGCUGCCCGACGAGGACUGGGGUAUCUGGAUCACCAACCAGUACACGGCUCUGGAUGCGAAGUCGAGGGUUAUCUUCAGGAGGCCGCCGCCUGACUUCAACUCGGCCGAGGAGUUCAUGCAGUUGUAG